CUGCGAAAAGAGAUACAUCAUUUGAUAUGUAUGAACACGGCUAUUAUCAAGUUAAGAUAUUGGCUCUGUUUUGACACAGUAUAUGAUACAUUGUAUAUUGAUAUAGUGAUAUGUUUAUAAAGUGCCUCAUACAGCUAUAACAUCAAAGCAGUUAAUUUCGUCAGAGAUUUAGUUAGAAUGGACAUCGACCUUAGUUACGCGAACGCAACAAAUUCGAGACAGUACGUGUACAAAACCCAUAUGCAGAUGCUCACACAAUGGGCGCAGUCAUUUCCAGAGAAAGAAGCAUUUGUAGAAUAUGAUGCGAAUGCAAAGAGACAUUCCAUAACAUGUCAGGAGUUGUUAGAGAAAAGUAAAGAAUUCGGGUGGUAUGUGGCCAGUAUUGGGAUUCGGAAAGGCGAUACUGUCGCGUUCUGUAUGAAAAAUUCUUUAAACAUGCUCAUUUCAAUGUUUGGUGUACAAUUUGCUGGAGGAAUACCAAUAUCGACAAUGCAAAGUAUGGCAGACGGAAGUGACGUCAUAGAUACGAUCUGUGACCACAAUUCCAAAUUGCUAGUAAUGGACGCCACAGAAGGGGACCAAAGCUGGAAAAUGUUUGAAAACGUUCAAUCAUCUGAAGAUACCUCACUUCUUGGAAUCAUAUACAAUAACAGAUCGACCGAACUGUUCCAUCAUAACUUCGAAGAGAAUGCAACUCAUGUUGUCAAUUUAACAAAUACACCGGAAGUACAACUACCGGAUUUGUAUCCUGAAGAUAUAGCGGUAUAUUUCAAAACAUCUGGAAGCACCGGUAAACCGAAACUUGUAGGGCAUAGUCAUUUUGGAUUUUUUAACAGUACGUACUCAAUCAACGAUUGUCUUGGAAUAGACAGCAAGUCCCGGUUUUUCUGCGACAGACCGUUCGGGUGGGGUGUAGGAUCUCCAAGGACGUUCCUUGCCUCUGGAGCAACUCGAGUAUUCGUGGAUAGUUUCUUGUCGAUGCAGCAAAAUAACAUUGAUCUGCUUUCUGAUAUCAUUCACCAAGAGAAAUGUACUCACGUGUAUCUACCUGGAUAUCUCAUCUCAGACUUAAUUAAAAGUCAGGGAAAUGAUGCAAAGUUUUCAAGUGUCAGAGCUAUCAAAUGUUCCGGAGAAAGAUUCCCAAAGCGGUAUACAGAAUUACUGGGACGUUUUUGUAAAGAACUGGUUAUAUGGUACGGGUCAACAGAGGCAGCUGGAGUAUCAGCAUUUUCUUCCCAGAAUUCCGAGGAAUACGAAGAUGGAAUCAUCGGGAAACCUCUACCCGGAAUUGAGAUGAAACUUACUGGCGAGAAUGGUAAUGUUGUACCGAUGGGACAGAAUGGAGAGUUGCAUGUUCGGAGCGUUUACAGAUUCCUGGAGUACAAAAACAUGCGUGAAAAGUUUCUUGACACAGUUGACAAUGGAAACUGGCUACAAACUGGUGAUCUGGCGCAUAUACGAGCAGACGGCAAUUUUGUACUGGUUGGUCGAACAUGUGACCAAAUGUCUGUUGGUAGCAUGAAGAUUUUUCCUCAAGAAGUCGAGAAAGUCUUACUAAAUUGCCCGGAGGUAGACGCAGUGAUAGUCGUACCGGUUCCAGAUGAAAGACUUCAUCAUGCUAUAUGCGCUUGUAUCGUUCUGUCAAAGACAAAAACUGCGGAUACGGACAAUAUGCACGAGUACUUCGCCCAUCUGUGGGCGGACAAUGCUUUAUUCAAGCCGAAGUACUAUAUGUCGUUUGAGAAAUUACCGGCAAAUGCAAGUGGUAAAACUGACAGAAAAAUGAUUGCCAAGAUGGCGGCUUCUGAACUGAAUCUGUGUUGAAAUUAUCUAGCAGGAUACAUAAAUGAGGAAGGCACUGAUCAGUUAAAAUGUUACAGAUUAUUAAUGUUGCAUAUUAUUAAUCAAUAUUAUUCUUCCUUCGGUGUAUAAUGGUUUGCAUAUAUCGCAUGUAAAUACAGAUUGAAUCAUUGAUCACCUGAAUCUUUUAAAAAAGCUUUUUGUUCUAACAACCCACCCAAACAAGCACUUUAACAAACGACUAAUUGUUGGUUAUGAAUUCUAUUCUAAUUCUAUACUGUUUGGUAUACUGUUACAGUGAAUCGUAUUGUAUACUGUUUGACAAUCUAAAGUAUAGAACGUUGGAAGCUAUUGUGUAUACCAAUAGAACAACGUUUUAAAAGUAGCUCAUAUAUAGUAUAGCAAAGAAUGUAUAUACCAUUAGAAUAUUAUCGGUUAGACAAUCUCGAGCUAAAGAAGAUACGUUGUGAAAAUCGUAAAGCAUGGAGUACGUUUGGUAAUUUGCACGUGUGGAGUUGGUCACUACGUUUUCCUUUUUAUGGUGCGAUGACUAAUCACGCGCAAGACUCCGUGAUGCUUUUCCGCUAAAUCCUAAAAAAUGGAUGGAAGAUGAGGAAUUUCGUUUUGCAUCUUGCUUAGUCGGGCUCUUAAAAGUCUGACUUUAAAUUUCCUCCUGUUAAGGACACGUUUUGCACACAUGUUUUGAAAACGUUGCAUCUUACGCACCUCACCUUAGCUACACCAUACAGAAUGGCAUUGCAGUAAUCCAAAUGUGAAAAAAAAACUAGAGACAAAACUAUAAUAUCAGUGGCUACUUUAGUUAAAUAUUUUCGGUUUUUCUUAAUUUGUAGGUAAUUUAUUCAACAUGGCUGUACGACUUUACAGGCUAUAUUAACCCUUACCAUGCUGAAUUUCUAUAAUGAACUGGUCCAUCUUCCAAUUUGGGCAGUACCAUUUAUCAUUUGAAGGGGUGUUUACUAAAAAUUUACUGACUGAAUAGCGAACAGUGCAGACCAUGAUCAGACUGCACGGAUGUGCAGGCUGAUCUUGGUCUGCACUGGUCGCAAAGGCAGAAUCACUUGCCGCCAGCAAGCCAAGGGUUAAGUAAGUUUAUAAUCCUACAGGCCACAGGGUCUAGUUUCGCUAAUUCCCUAUUGAUGUCAGAUACCGUAUAUCCAAUAUCCAGUAAUUGAUCUAGUGUAGGUCUAGUGUAGGUAUACUUUACAGGUGAACGACAGGUAAUGUAUGUUGUAUAUUCAUGAAGAAGAUUUCACUGGAUGCAAUCCACUCAAUCACAUAAGACACACAAUUCAUUAAGACUUUGUACAACGCGGUUACUAGAAUAGAAGAAAAUGAAUACAUACUCGUACAUAUUGAUUUUUCACUCAAUCAGGCUAGGUCCUCAAACAAAAUGUUACUAAAACUAUGCUUCAAGUUCGAGUUAAUUAGAGUCAUGUUAUGUGCCUUUUCUUAAAAGCAUUUUAGUGUAAUAUACCAUUAGCUCAUUUAAAAGUAAAUUUAUUUACUUAUUACAAUGUAUAUGAUAACGAAAUACUUUAAACAAUUAAUUGUUUGUUACCUUGCGUUUCUUAUUGGAAACAAAUGCAUGUCAUAAUUAAGACAUAGGUUCCAGAAUAAGACAACAUUUUUAUGUUAGAAAAAUUUAACAAAAGUAGAUCUAUUGUUAAAGUUAAUUUCUUUAUCUUGUUGAACAUUCGAUUAAUCUGUUAUGAUCUUUUACAUUUUACAAGAAACUUAAUCUAGUGUCAUUUAUUUAGCACAGAUUAUUUUGCAAUAUUUCUUCUAAAUCGAAUGGUGUAAAUAAAUGGUAUCAUUGUGUUGCAAAGAUAAAAUUAAUUCCAUUAAGUGACACUAGGAUGA
Mercenaria mercenaria is the source of this 3681-nucleotide messenger RNA. Its product is annotated as 3-[(3aS,4S,7aS)-7a-methyl-1,5-dioxo-octahydro-1H-inden-4-yl]propanoyl:CoA ligase-like. NCBI's taxonomy places the organism in Eukaryota, Metazoa, Mollusca, Bivalvia, Venerida, Veneridae. The record is from RefSeq and is a predicted model, not a curated record. The transcript has 5 exons. Bases 178 to 1824 code for a protein of 548 amino acids.